This is a messenger RNA of Penicillium brevicompactum, 1098 nucleotides long. Its product is annotated as glycoside hydrolase family 16 protein. Lineage: Eukaryota; Fungi; Ascomycota; Eurotiomycetes; Eurotiales; Aspergillaceae. The transcript has 2 exons. Gene Ontology annotation, molecular function: hydrolase activity, hydrolyzing O-glycosyl compounds. The coding region runs from base 1 to 1098 and encodes 365 amino acids. The record is from RefSeq and is a predicted model, not a curated record. Gene Ontology annotation, biological process: glucan catabolic process.
AUGCACGUUCUCUCGACCAUCCUGCCCGCUCUGGGCUUGGCUUCUCUGGUCUCGGCCAAGUACAGCCUGCAUGAAGAUUAUGGCACCAACGGUAGCUUCUUCGACAAGUUCAACUUUUUCACCGACUCUGAUCCCACCAACGGAUACGUAAACUAUGUCAACCGCAACGUCGCCCAAAGCAAUGGUCUCAUCAACGCCUCUUCCAGCAAUGGUGUGUACAUCGGAGUGGACCACAGCAACACCGCCAGCAAGCCUGGUCGCAAGAGUGUCCGCCUCGAAAGCUCCAACACAUACCAGCACGGCCUCGUCAUCCUCGAUCUUGCCCACAUGCCUGGUAGCGUGUGCGGCAGCUGGCCAGCAUUCUGGAUGCUAGGCUCGAACUGGCCCAAGAACGGAGAAAUCGACAUCCUCGAAGGUGUCAACGAGCAAUCCCAGAACCAAAUGACCCUGCACACCAGCGAUGGAUGUUCCAUCCAAAACACCGGUUUCAGUGGUCACCUCGACACGGACAACUGCUACGUGGACGCUGAUGGCCAGAGUGCUAACGCCGGUUGCGCCAUCAUGAGCUCCGACACCAAGUCUUUCGGAAGUGGAUUCAACGAUGCCGGCGGUGGUGUCUACGCGACUGAAUGGACUGGCUCCGCCAUCUCGGUUUGGUUCUUCCCUUCCAGCUCUAUCCCCAGUGAUAUCUCCUCCGGAAGCCCCGACCCAAGCGGCUGGGGAACCCCCGCUGCCAAAUUCGCCGGCAGCUGCGACAUCGACGAGCACUUCAAGGAUCUCCAAAUCGUCUUCGACAUUACCUUCUGCGGCGACUGGGCCGGCGAAGACAGCGUCUGGUCAUCCUCGUCCUGCUCGAGCAAGGCGAGCACUUGCAACGAUUGGGUCCAGAACAACCCUUCCGCCUUCGAAGACACAUACUGGCGUCUGAACUCUCUCAAGGUCUACCAGGAGUCGAGCUCCGGACUUGAUAUCGGCGUUGACGUCGAUCUCGAUCUUGAUGUGAACAUCGGCAGCACCAAGCGGAACCCACCUUACAUCCGCCCCGGACCUCGUCCUCAGCACCAUCGCGGUCGUCGCCACGGACACCGUCAUGCCUAG